AUGCCACAAGUUACAGUCGAACAGAUUUACAAGGCCUACUCCGAGAUUCAGGAAGCUGGAGAGAAAGCUUCUGAAAAAAAGGAGUCUUACCAAAUUUUAAUUGACGGUGCUCAUGGGCCCACAAGCUCUAAACGCUUGUCCGCACGAUUAAUUCCAACCUUUUUUAAGCAUUUUCCAGAGUAUUAUGAAACUGCAAUAGAUGCUUUAUUUGAUUUGUGUGAAGAUACUGAUUUAAACGUGCGUCUCGAAGUGAUUAAAGCGAUGCCGAAUGUUGUGAAACAACUUAAAAAUUACUCGGAAAGAAUUGCUGAUGCGUUAUUACAACUUCUUCAAAAUGAAAGUGCACAAGAGAUUGCCGCAGUAAAGAAAGCCUUAGAGACGGUCAUUAGAAGUGAUCCGCAACGAGCUAUUAGGGUCAUAUUCGCACAAACGAUGAACGGAUCAAUAGAAGCACGCAAUCGAACCAUCAAAUUUCUGGCUCAUGAAUUGAAUCAAUUCAAAGGCGAAUUAUUUGAGCAAGACAAAGAACUGGAGCAAAUUUUUGCUGAUGAAUUAAAAAAGGCUUUACGGCCUGCAGAAGGACCUGAAUUUGAGAUUUUCUUUAAAAUGCUCAUAACAUUACCAAUGUUUGAAAACAAUCAAAAGAACAACGAAAACUUGUUGCAAGAAUUGUUUAUUUAUGUCACGGAAGAUGGAAAAUUUGAUCUCUCGGACGAAAAAAAAGUGCAAAAAUUGUUCUCGUGUGGGAAAGCGGCAUCGCAAAUACUUCUCCAGAAAGGAGUAUCCAGCACAUCAUUCCUCAUUUUUUUAUCUGAAAAUGUUCUUCCUGUUGAUAUAUUCUCAAAGUUUAAUGAAAAACAGCAAAGAACGAUAUUACGCUUUCUUGCUGAAUGUGCAGCGGCAAAGCCAGAUGAAGCAAAAUUAAAGGAUGUUGUUCCGUUGGUUAAGCAAUUGCUCUGCAAUGAAGUUCCUCAAGCGACAACAGACGCAAGCGCAAAGCCACCAGCUUUAGAUUUAUCUCGAGUAGAAUAUAUAAUUUAUGCAUUAUAUAAUUUUGAUGCAAAGGUUUCAGGUUUAACCGAUAACGAUGAAGUAUCUUCAAGGCUUCGACAUGUGUAUAUGGAAACUCAAAAAACGCUUAGCAGUAUCAAAUUAGGAUUAAUCGAUUUAGAAAAACGUUCACCUAAAGAUCCGGAAACCCUUGAAAGAAUUAAAAAAUGCAAAAAUGGUCAAGCUAUGACAGAAAACAUUUUCUCGAUGGUUAAGGAGCUUUUAAAACCAUCAAAAUUCCGAACCUAUCCAAAAAUCACACUUUCUUGGCAAAAGAUGUCAGCAUCUUCUGCUCAAAAUCAAUCUUUACCAAAAUCAAAAGAAACAAAAAGCAUCAAAACUGCAUCAUCGUCGUUGCCAUCACAAUCUACUUCUACUUCACAAAAACGGGCGGCAUCAGCGGUACAACCGGCAUCGGUGAACAAUGUUAAUAAAAAGCCGAGAAUCAAUAAUCCAACAAAUACAGGUGCUCAGAACACCAAUAUAACAACUACAAUAAGAUCAUCUCCAAAUAAUUUUCGAGUAGUUGGGGUUCCGACCAAUAAUAGAGCAAAGUAUUCUAAUAAUGUGGUAAUGACUGGCAGAUCCAACAGUGGAAAUUCGCCGAAUACACGUCGAAUAAUUCAUACUCAAAUCCAAAAGAAUGAUCAGACGUUGUACGUUCCACCGCCGAGAAGAGGUACGUGA
Molecule: messenger RNA, 1737 nt
Organism: Ambispora leptoticha
Lineage: Eukaryota; Fungi; Glomeromycota; Glomeromycetes; Archaeosporales; Ambisporaceae
Source: the annotation of a GenBank genome assembly